UCCGCCGAGAGUCAGUGAGAACAGAAACAGAAGAACUUCAGGAACCUUCAACUGAUUUGUUGAGAUGUUCUGGCUUGUGACUUCCUGUCUGUUGUCCCUCCUCUUCCCUUUGGUGUCCUCCAUCAUGGCUGCCGCCCAACCCGCCGGCUGCAAAAUACGCAUAACUGACAAAGGACUGGAGAUGUUGAAGUCUGAGACUGAGAAGUUUGUUGAAGAGGAGAUCAGUAACAUCAGUAUGCCAGAGAUGAAGGGCAAAGAAGGACGCUUCCAAUACACCAUCACUGAUGUGAAGAUAAACAACUUAAAUCUGACUCAUGCUGACCUGCAGUUCAUUCCUGAAGUUGGUUUGUUGUUUGACGUGCAAAACUCAUCAAUCUCUCUGAGUUUCCACCGAAGGAUCCUCUACUGGUUCUUUUAUGACACAGGAAAUAUCAACGCAUCGGCUGAAGGCGUGAACAUCAACACGGUACUAAAUCUGAUCAGAGACAAUGAAGGACGACUGAAGAUCAAUAACAUCACAUGUGAAGCCAAAAUCUCCAAAAUGAGGGCAAAGUUCAGCGGAACGCUAGGGAAAGUAUACGACUUCAUGUCAAGCUUUCUGACAUCAGGCAUGAGAUUUCUCCUCAACCAACAGAUCUGUCCCGCCCUGAAUCAUGCUGCUCUGGUUCAUGUGAACUCGCUGCUGGAGACGAUCCCUGUGAGGACGGAGGUGGAUGAUUUUAUUGGGAUCGAUUAUUCUCUGAUCGAUGAUCCGGUGGUGACAUCCCGGAGCCUCGACAUGCACUUCAGGGGGAUGUUCUUCGACCGGUCUGAUCCAAACAACACAUUGGUGAACUACGCCGUCGACCCAGUCAUCAGAGAGUAUGACAGGAUGGUUUAUCUCGCUCUGUCAGAGUUCUUCUUCGACAGCGGGAUGUUUUCGUACUACAAAGCAGGAAUCUUCCAAAUGCACAUCAACGAGAAGAUGUCCAAAGACAUGGAAAUGUUGUUGAGAACCACCUACUUUGGAGCCAUCAUGAUGCUGAACCCGGCUCUGGUGGACGCUCCGCUCUCUCUGCAGUUUGCCGUAAAUUCACCUCCAAAAACGACCAUAAAGACAACCGGGGCGACGGUUUUCAUGACAGCCAUCGUCAAGGUGAUGUUGCUGCCUCCAGGGCAGCCUCCAGUCCAGCUCAGCAGCAUGACCAUGGAAACAAAGUUUAACGCUAAAGUUUCUAUGAAGGGAAAACGUCUGGCUAUCCAUGCUGACCUCCGCAGGUUUAAAAUCUUCUCCAAUUUAUCAGCAUUGGAAUCUCUGGCAUUGAUUCCUCUGCAGGCUCCUUUAAAGACGAUGUUGCAGAUGUCUGUGGUUCCUUUAAUCAACAACUGGACAAAGAGAGGAGUUCGGAUCCCUCUGGCUGAUGGGAUUGAUUUCAUUGAAGAGGUAGUUGAAUAUCACAACGGUUUCAUUGUGAUCGGAGCAAAUCUUCACUUCAGCAAAGGACUGAGAGAAAUGAUCGCAGGGAGCAAUCAGAAAGACCAAGACAUUGUUUAAAUAUAUAUAUAUAUAUAUAUAUAUAUAUAUAAAUAAAAGUGCUGUUGCAAUAUAGUCUACCAUUUUUGACAAUAACCGUGAUAUUUAAAACAUGAAAUAUUGAUAUAAUGUUAAUAAUACACAUAUGAGGGGCGCCCUGGUAGCUCACCCAGUAGCGCCGGCAACCCAUAUACAAAGGCUCAGUCCUUGUCACAGCGGCCCAUGCGUGGUUCAAGUCCCACCCGUGGCCAUUUGCUGUAUGUCUACCCCUUCUCCCCCCCUUUCAUAAACUCUCAUCUUUACUAUCAUUAAAGGCAUGAAAAGCCAGAAAAAAUUACUUUAAAAAACAUUAAUUAUAAUAAUACACAUGAUAAUAUUGUGUAAAUAAGGACCUUUCCUUAUUUCCUUUUCUACAGUCAUGGUCACAGAUUCUUUCCAUCGCCCUACACUCGUAUUUUGAGUGUAAUUCAUUUGCCUAGAAAAAACAAAACCCACAAUAAACAAAGUUAAUUUGACUGACAGCAUUCUUAUUAUUUUCUUGCCAUGUUUACAGCACGAGUGUGUCCAUGACCACGGCGUGUUACAGCACGAGUGUGACCAUGACAACACUGUGUUACAGGUGUCCAUGACAACACCAUGUUACAGCACGAGUGAGAGCAGUACAAUGAUGUUAAUGUUAAACUGAGUUUACAGUGUAAAGUCCCCACACAGUCUGAACUUCAUGGACAAAUAACAUUUACAUCAAUGACAAACUGCUUACUCAUAAAACAGAGCUGAAUGUUUUACAUAUUUUAAAUUCUUGUUUACAUCCAUGUUUACUUGUUAACCGUCUUCUUCUGCUCUGCCUUUUCUUGUGCGUUGUUUCUGAUUCAGAUCCUUUAAUGCAGUAAAAGUAUUAAUAACAUACUGUGGAAAUACUCCUACUGAAGUAAAACUAUGUAUUUUCAGUAAAAUGCAGUAAAAGUAUUGAUUGUGCUCUAAAAUGUCUCCUGUCAGUGUUUUAAUAUUAUAUAUGUUGUUUUUGCAUUAAUGUGUUUGUUGCAUUUUUACUGCUGUAGAUGUUUUUACCUGCUUUAUAUACUGUUGGGUAGUUAAAUCUACAGCAUGCAUCAUAUCACAACAUCAUCGUAUGUUUGUACCUUUGUUGCUUUGAGAAACUCAUAUCUCUAAAAAAAUUUCAACCAAUCAAUGUAAGUGAUGUUAUCAUCCCAUUAAAUGGCCGUUAUCAGCCUCAUAGUGAAA
This is a messenger RNA of Cottoperca gobio, 2755 nucleotides long. It is a transcript of the gene pltp, whose product is annotated as phospholipid transfer protein. The coding region runs from base 65 to 1534 and encodes 489 amino acids. Gene Ontology annotation, molecular function: phosphatidylethanolamine transfer activity; lipid binding; phosphatidic acid transfer activity. Lineage: Eukaryota; Metazoa; Chordata; Actinopteri; Perciformes; Bovichtidae. The transcript is spliced from 15 exons. The record is from RefSeq and is a predicted model, not a curated record. Gene Ontology annotation, biological process: high-density lipoprotein particle remodeling; phospholipid transport; ceramide transport.